UUGGGGAAGAGAAGAGAUAAAUUUCUGUUUGUGCAGCAAGGGCGGUCCAAAAGGAGUAAUUUUUGCCCGGAAGAGUCUAUCUAUUGAGCAAGGUUUUUGAGUCGCCGACUAAUCGCCAAGUCGUUGGAGCGAGGUUGGCUUGCGUAGGCGACUUGGCUUGAGGAGCGAGUCGCGCGGCUGGUAGGCUAGUCGACGAUUAGUCGACGACUAGUCGGGCGACUAGGACCUCAGAGCAGGGCGGCUUGCUUCAGCAAGGCCAAGGGAGGGAAGACUGGGGAGGUGAGCAGGCCAGAGUUCGAGGGAGGGGAGGAGGAGACGAAGCUGGAGAGUGCGCCGCCUGUACGAGGAGAAGCACGGAAGAGACGAAGGAGAAAGGCACAUGGGAGAGCAGAUGCACGGUCCAGAUUAGAGCAUAUGGACGGUUGGGAUUUUAUUUGGAAGCUAGGGUUGCAUAAUGGGCCUAUUGGGCCAGCUCUCUAGCACGAAACAGAGGAGGAGCAAGCCGCGUGCUCCCAUCCCACAUCAGAAUCGCCGCCUCCAUUGCUCCUACGAGCUGCUCCUGCCUUCUCCGAGCCGAAGUAUCCUCCAAGCAGCUGCCUUCCCUCUCCUCCGCCUGCAACAGCACCUCUUCCCCCUCCUCCUCCUCUUCCCCCUCCUCCUCCUCUUAACAUCUGGGGUGACUUGGGGCGAUUAAUCACAACGAGUCGCAGACUAAUCGCAGCGAGCCACUAGUCGGAGGCAUGGCGACUCGACUUGGCUAGGCGACUCAAAAACCUUGCUAUUGAGAAGUUGUAAUCAGGAUCCUCCCCCCUCUCCUCUAAUAUCUCCUCCCUUCUCGACGACAGCCGGCCUCAUUAAAUAAAGAACAUAAGAUCAAUGACAUAGGACUUAAAUGUGCAAAUACUUAUAACACAUCUAGAUGUGCUUUAGCAAAACUGUUAAAUAUAGGAGUUGGAGGAGUAGGAAAUUUUAUUUUCGCCGGCGAUUAGUCUGAUUUCUUGUGCUGGCCUAAAUAAACAGAGGAGCAGGGGGGAUUCGAGUAUGGGCAGAUCAGGCAUCUGCUACUUGUCGCAGUUCAAAUAAGGUCGAUCCAAAUAGUGCAUGCAUCAAGCUGUUGAUCUAACCAGCCAUGACCAAGAAAAGACGUCACCGCAGACACAAUGUAAAUGCAACACAAAAACAACUCUCAGCAAACAAACUGCCGGCAGCGAAGGAGUCAGAGACAGGCUCAACAAGCUGCCUAAUGACCUUCUGCUCAACAUUCUGGAGAGGGUCGACACGCUUGAUGCAAUAAGGGCCUGCCUCCUCUCGAAACGAAUGAUGCACCUUUGUACCAAGCUCUCACGCUUCUUCCUAAGCUGUAGUUCCAUUCCAGGUCACCAUGUUAGAGCUCAUGUUUUCGACCCCAGUGAAUUUUUCAGAGCCAACAGUGCUGUAGCUCAUGUAACGGAUAACAUCUUGAGCACAAGGAGCCCGGAGAUCACCAUUAGCAAACUCAAAAUCAGAUUCAUCUUGACGCAACCUGAUUGUUACACAAUUGGCAAAUCCGGCGCCCGCGCCAUGACAACACACAAGGUUGGUGCAGCUGAGUUUGAGAUCAUAACAGAGAAAAUUCACAAGUGUUCUCCUGCCGAGCUCCUCGACCAUGCGAAGCAGUUCAAUGAUUUUUUUAGUGCUUGUCCGGAUGCAUUUGAUGGCCUCAAGCGCCUGUGGCUGUGCAAUAUGAGGUUUGGUGAGUCGGACAUACCCAACAUCCUCAGCACCUGCAAGCUCUUGGAGUCUUUGCAUUUAACCAAUUGCGACUCGGGGAUGAAUUCUGUGCUGCAACUAGAACAUGCUAAACUUACUGAGCUCGAGGUCGACUUUGGGAAAUUUGAGAUAGUUGAGCUGACAUGCCUACCAAAACUCCAACGGGUGAGCUAUAAGGGCUGGUUACUCUCAUAAAGGUCCCCUGUAUUUUGGUUUUGUACCACAACUUUCAAAGCAGAGGCUAACUAAAAUUGGCACCCGACCAACUAGGACUCUUGAGUUAAGUCAGCUCCUUGCUAAUGUUCCUUACAUAGACAACCUACAUCUGGAUUUUCAAAGUGAAAAGGUACUAAUUAUUAGUCAUUGGAAUGAUACCUGUCC
Molecule: messenger RNA, 2130 nt
Organism: Triticum aestivum (bread wheat)
Lineage: Eukaryota; Viridiplantae; Streptophyta; Magnoliopsida; Poales; Poaceae
Exons: 2
Coding region: 1102-1944 (280 amino acids)
Molecular function (GO): protein binding
Source: RefSeq, a predicted model, not a curated record